ACGAUUCCUGUAGCAAACUGGCACAAAUUCUGGGCCGAACCUAUGUUUUCGUCUAUCCGUAACGCAUGGUUUCGUGCUGUACACAAUAAAUUACCUACUGCUGCAUCGCUCAACCAAAUCAUUCUAGACUUCUUACCUACCUCUUGCUGUCAACUAUGUCAUUCAAUGGUGGAUACUCUCGACCACUUUUUGGUCACCUGCCCUGUACGCUGGUCGGUAUGGACCCGUAUGUGGGGGCCUCUUUUCUUUUGUGAACCUGAGGCUCACGCCCUGAUUCAAAUCAUCACAAAACUUGACUGGCAUCUCCUCCCCACCCUAUCCACCCGUAAAUACUCCGCCACUAUACAAUGCACAUUACUGGCCAUUUGGCGAGCCUACUGGUCUUAUAUUUUUGACAACACCCCUUUCCUUCCUGACGCCGUCGCUCGUUCAACUUUGUCGCUAAUCCCCAAACUACUUGGGUCAGCUUCUGACGGCUAG
This is a messenger RNA of Zychaea mexicana, 480 nucleotides long. RefSeq lists its product as uncharacterized. The annotation marks the transcript as partial. Lineage: Eukaryota; Fungi; Mucoromycota; Mucoromycetes; Mucorales; Lichtheimiaceae. The record is from RefSeq and is a predicted model, not a curated record. The transcript has a single exon.